This is a messenger RNA of Cavia porcellus (domestic guinea pig), 4574 nucleotides long. RefSeq names its product RNA polymerase II associated protein 1 (gene Rpap1). The record is from RefSeq and is a predicted model, not a curated record. The coding region runs from base 151 to 4317 and encodes 1388 amino acids. Gene Ontology annotation, biological process: transcription by RNA polymerase II. The transcript is spliced from 25 exons. Lineage: Eukaryota; Metazoa; Chordata; Mammalia; Rodentia; Caviidae.
GCGGGACUGCCCGGCGGAACCGGAAAUCUGUCAGAGGCGGAAGUGCGGCCUUACGGGCCAAGAUGGCGGCGCCCAGAGGUGACUGAGAGGACGGCUCCUUGUGGAAGCAGUGCCUGAAGGAGUCUUACCUGGGAGGUUUGCAGUGCCAGGAUGCUGUCCCGACCAAAGCCUGGAGAGUCCGAAGCGGACCUGCUGCGCUUCCAGAGUCAGUUUCUUGCUACUGGUGCCUCCCCAGCGGUGCAGCUGAAGAAAGGAAGCAGGAAAGGCAGUACUGCUAACGCAGAUCGACCUCCUCGGCAGGACCAUCGCGAUGUGGUAAUGCUGGACGAUCUUCCAGAUUUGCCCCCAGCUUUGGUUCCUGCUCCAGCAAAGCGAGCCAGGCCCAGCCCUGACCAACCCUUGCCUGCAGAUGAGGACGCUGAGGAGAGAUUGAGCAGACAUGACCAGCAUAUCACUGCAGUCUUGACCAAGAUUAUUGAACGAGACACAAGGUCAGUGACUGUGACACUUCCUGUACCCAGUGGUGUAGCUUUCCCUGCUGUGUUCCAUCGCUCACAAGACAGACAGGAGAAGCCAGCAGCAUCUGGUAAGAGGAGCCUCUUUGCCCAAGAGAUUGCAGCCAGGAGGGAGUCUGAAAGAAGGGCAACAUCAAUUGCAGGAGCCGUGGCCCACCCAGGACCACCAGAGGGUACUGUGAGCUGUGAGGCACCUGCUCCUAGGGAUCAGGUCACUCGACAUCUGGAGAACAGCCACACUUUCCAGAGGCCCCGUCUGGUCACAGGAAAGGGGCUCAGUGGCCAGGAGGCUGAGCAAGAAGUCCAGACCAUCCAUGAAGAGAAUAUAGCCCGCCUGCAGGCCAUGGCUCCAGAGGAGAUCCUGCAGGAGCAGCAGCAGUUGUUGGCCCAGCUUGACUCCAGCAUGAUUGCCUUCUUGCGAUCUCAUAGUCACACCCAGGAGCAAGCAGGAGAAAAGGCAACUGAGGAGCAGAGGCCAGGAAGAUCUUCGGUUCCUGUGACCCAGGAGGAGCCCCUCGUGUCAGUAUCUGCCAGUGACAGGCAGGACAGUGAGCCGGAGCCAGGAGCCCCAGCUCUGAAACUGUCACUGAACCCCCACAAAGAAUGGCUACACAUGGACACUGUUGAGCUGGAGAAGCUCCAAUGGACACAGGAUCUGCCCCCGCUCCGGCGGCAGCGGACGCAGGAGAAAAUGCAGGCCCGAUUCAGUCUUCAGGGAGAGCUCCUGCCCCCAGAUGUGGACCUACCCACCCACCUCGGCCUCCACCACCAUGGAGAAGAGGCAGAGAGAGCAGGCUAUUCCUUACAGGAGCUGUUCCUCCUGACCCGAAGCCAGGUGUCUCAGCAGCGAGUGUUAGCACUGCAUGUGUUGUCCCAGGUCAUUAGUAGGGCCCAGGCUGGCGAGUUUGGGGACAACCUCGAAGGCAGUGUCUUACGCCUCCUUUUGGAUGCUGGUUUCCUCUUCUUGCUGCGCUUCUCUCUGGACGACAGAGUAGAUGGGGUCAUCGCAGCUGCCAUCCGGGCUCUUCGGGUUCUGCUGGUGGCACCUGGAGAUGAGGAGCUCCUGGACAGCACCUUCUCUUGGUUCCAUGGAGCUUUGGUCUUUCCUCUGGUGCCUAGCCAGGAGGACAAGGAAGGUGAGGAUGAGGAUGAAGAGCCUCCAGCAGACAAAGCAAAGAGCCCUGAGGAAGGAAGCCGCCCUCCCCCUGAGCUGGCACGACAUGAUGUCAUCAAGGGGCUCCUGGCUACCAAUCUGCUGCCUCGGCUACGCUAUGUACUAGAGGUGACCCGCCCAGCGCCCACAGUGGUUCUUGACAUCCUGGCUGUGCUCAUCCGCCUGGCCCGGCAUUCCCUGGAGUUAGCCACAAGGGUACUGGAGUGUCCACGGCUCAUGGAAACCAUUGUUCAGGAGUUCUUGCCUAUCACCUGGUCCCCUGUGAGGGUGGGACCUACCCCCAGUCUGUACAAAGUACCCUGUGCUGCUGCCAUGAAGCUCCUUCGAGUCCUGGCCUCGGCCGGUAGGAAUAUUGCUGCCCGGCUGUUGAGCAAUUUUGAUAUUCGAAGCCGCCUGUGUCGCUUCAUAGCCGAGGCUCCCCAAGAACUGUCCUUGCCUCCUGAGGAAGCGGAGGCACUGAGCACGGAGGCCCUGCGUCUGUGGGCCGUGGCUGCCUCCUAUGGUCAGGCCGGUGACCUUUACAGGGAGUUGUACCCAGUGCUCAUGAGCACCUUGCAGGCUGUGCCCACAGAGCUUAGCACCCACCCACCACGGCCCCUGUCCAUGCAGCGAGUAGCUGCACUGCUCACUCUCUUCACCCAGCUGACCCUGGCAGCUAGCAACAGUCCUGCUGAGCCCCACAGUGACACUGCUGAGGCCCCAUUGGCCACCCCUUCCUUUGUCACGUGGACACAAAUAUCUGGACUCCAGCCACUAAUGGAGCCAUGUUUGAGGCAGACUUUGAAACUGCUGCCCAGACCUGAGGUGUGGCAUGCUCUGGGCCCCGUGCCUGCUGCCUGUCUGCUGUUCCUGGACGCCUACUACCAGGCCUGGAGCCAGCAGCUAAGCUUGUGCCCUGAGGAUUGGCUUCAGGACAUGGAGCGCCUGUUGGAGGAGGUGCUGGAACCACUGCUGUGCCAGCCUUCUCUGUGCAGCUUGUGGGAUUCACUUAGGCUCUGCUCCCCUCUCUGCAACCCACUAUCCUGUGCGCCAGCCCCUGAAGCUCUCCCCAGCCUUGUGUCACUGGGCUGUGCCGGAGGCUGCCCCCCACUCAGCCUGGCUGGCUCAGCCUCACCCUUCCCGUUCCUCACUGCCCUCCUCUGUCUCUUCAACACCCUUGUUCGGAUCCACAAGGGUCUUUGUGGCCAGCUGGCUGCUGUACUGGUUGUCCCAGGACUUGAGAAGUAUUUCCUCCAGUGUGUGGCUCCUGGUACUGCCCCGCUUCUCACACCCUUCUCCACAUGGGCCCUGCGCCACGAGUACCACCUGCAAUACCUGGCACUCUCUCUGGCCCAGAAAGUGGCAGCAUGCCAGGCAGCGCCAGCCGCCAGUGCUGCCCUCCAUCAUGCUGUGGCCUUGGCCCUGCUGAGCCGCCUGCUGCCAGGAAGUGAGCACCUCGCUGAGGAGCUGCUGCAGAGCUGUGUGUUCCGGUUGGAGUUCCUCCCAGAAAGCACAUCAGGAGGUCCAGAAGCAGCUGACUUCUCCGAUCAGCUGUCUUUGGGGAACAGCGAGCACCCUGCAUGUGGGCGAGGGUCUCUCCUACUUCAGGCCUGCCAGGACCUCCCCAGCAUCCGGAGCUGCUACCUCACCCACUGCUCACCAGCCCGGGCCAGCCUGCUGGCCUCCCAGGCGUUGUACCGAGGGGACCUACAGCAAAUCCCAGCCCUGCUGCUGCCUGUGCCUAAGGAGCCACUGCUGCCUACUGAUUGGCCCUUCCAGCCACUGAUUCAUCUCUACCACCAGGCUUCCGAUGCUCCUUUGGGACUGUCUCCCACCAAUACCAUGGGGACAGCCAUGCGUGUCCUGCAAUGGGUGCUUGUUCUAGAGAGCUGGCGCCCUAAAGCCCUCUUGGCUGUGCCUCCUGCUGCCCGCCUAGCACGGCUCAUGUGUGUGUUCCUGGUGGACAGUGAGCUGUUCCGAGAGACCCCAAUACAGCGUCUGGUGGAAGCUCUCCUGGCCCAGCUCUGUCUGCCCCGAGUCCUGCCAAGCCUCAACCUGGAUUGCCCACUUCCAGGCCUCACAUCUUUCCCUGACCUCUAUGCCAGCUUCCUGGAGCAUUUUGAGGCUGUCUCUUUUGGGGACCACCUCUUUGGGGCUCUGGUCCUGCUUCCCCUGCAGCGUCGGUUCUGUGUCACCCUGCGCCUUGCCCUCUUUGGAGAGCAUGUGGGAGCCUUGCGAGCUCUGGGCCUGCCUCUAACCAAGUUGCCUGUGCCCCUGGAGUGCUACACAAGGCCUCCUGAAGACAACCUGGCCCUACUUCAGCUCUACUUCCGGGUGCUGGUCACUGGUGUGCUCCGUCCACGUUGGUGCCCUGUGCUCUACGCUGUGGCUGUGGCUCAUGUCAAUAGCUUCAUCUUCUCCCAGGAUCCAAAGAGCUCGGAUGAGGUGAAGACUACCCGAAGGAGCAUGCUACAGAAAACAUGGCUGCUGGCAGAUGAGGGUCUCCGGCAGCAUCUCCUCCACUAUAAGCUUCCCAGUUCCAGCCUCCCAGAGGGCUUUGAGCUGUAUUCCCAGCUGCCCGCACUGCGGCAGCAGUACCUCCAGACACUGGCCUCGGGGGUGCUCCAGGAUGGAGUAUCAGAGACCUAGAGUUGUGGAUGGAGAGGUGGAUUCAUUCCCUCAGUCAUGCCAGAGGAUAUCAUAUCCUAGGGGAAGGCAAGCACAAAGCAGCAAAAGACUUUCCUGGUUAAGAGUGCACUGUUUGAGCUUCGAUGGAGCAGAAUGAGCCUUUCCUUUCCAUCUUGAUACUUGGAGCUCAGGAUUCUCACCCAUCCCCAGCCCUACCCUGGGCCAGGAGGUUUGAAUGCCAUGCUGUACACUGAAAGAAAUUCUUUUUUAGCCUCCCA